CCUACUACUUAUGUGACCCACCACAGCAAUACUUGGAUUGCUGGCUGUCAUGGCUAUCGAAACGUCCCGGAUGGGCGAGAAUCCGCUCACGGCCGACUUCAACCAAUUCGUUACAGAAGUCCUGGCAAGAUGGAAGGUUCCAGGUAUGUCACUCGCCGUCGUUGACGGUGAGAGUGUUUACAGUCGGGGCUAUGGACAUGCAUCGCUCCCUGACGAAAAGGCAACUCCGGAGACCCUGUGGUAUGGGGCGUCCACAACCAAAGCCCAGAUUGCCGCCACUCUUGCCAAGCUCAUUGCCUCGAAGCAGUAUCCCGAGCUUGCAGAUGGCUGGGCGACACCGAUUUCGUCUAUCCUGAGAGACGAUUUUGUUCUUGAAGAUGAAUGGGCUACUGCGCAUGUCACACUUGAGGACGCAGUAUGCCAUCGUUCAGGGCUUCCCCGACAUGAUUCGGCUUGCGCGCGCACCAUCGACGGCAAGGAGCUUGCACCUGUCGAUCUUGUUCGCAACAUGAGGAACCUGACGCUGACGGCGGAGCCGCGCGUCAAGUUCCAGUACUGCAAUUUGAUGUACACCACGCUGGGCCAUGUCAUCGAGACCAUCACUGGGAAAACGCUCGGCCAGGCGUUGCGGGACGAGAUAUGGGGUCCUCUCGGCAUGGACUCGACGUACUUCUACCUCCAAGAGGCGCAAGCUGCACCGGCGCAUUUCGCAUCCGGUUACUACUGGGACAAGAAAGCCGAAACGUUCAAGGAGGCUGGCUUCAUGGGGACAACGGAGCUUGCUGGUGCAGGGGCGGUCAUCUCAACUGUGCAGGACUACAGCCGGUGGCUGAAGUGUUUGCUGCACGAGAGUGAACCCUUCUCCAAGGACGUCCACGAUGACAUCAGGAAACCAAGGAUGCUCGUAACUACAGAACCUACUAGAGGUGCCGACCUGAUUCACUAUGGACUUGGCUGGGCACGCAAAGUAUAUCGUGGGCAUGUGAUUUACUCACACAGCGGGGGUAUGCAUGCCUAUGGCGCCCAGACGUAUUGGGUCCCAGAGGCCAAGUUUGGUGCUGUUGCGUUUGCCAACACAUCCUGGUCAAGCAAUGCAGUCGAGGACAUCAUCAUCUAUCGGCUGAUCGAAAACAGACUGGGCAUCGCCGAAAGCGAGAGAUUCGACUUUGACGGAGACUGGGCGGAGAAAAUCGAGACUCUGGCUGCGGAAUUGCCACUGGAUGAAGCGAAAAGGACGGUCUUCCUGGACAAGCCAGAGGAACCUUUGCCAUCUACGUUCAAAAUCGAGGAACUCGUGGGGACAUAUGCAGAUCCUGGUUACGGUCGAAUGACUCUUGUCGGGCAGCCUCACCCACACCGACCAGGUGAAACAAUUCUUGUGGCGGAUCGGAGUAAUAUGACAUGGCAGUAUCAGUUGAGGCUAUAUCACGUUUCGGGAGACUACUGGCUGGUACACCUCACUACGCUACCCAACCCUACAUUCCUGAACGAGUAUCAACAAGGCCAGUUCAGGAGAGGCAUUGAUGGGAAAGUCUCGGCCUUUGAGAUCAAGUGGAUGAGCCGUGUCGAGGGCGCGCUCGAGGGCGAGUGCGUCUUCAAGAGAAUUCGAUGAGGGGGAAGUAUGAGUUCGACGACAAGAUGGACGGAUCUAAGAAGUGAUGGCCUUGUUAGCUGUUGUGUGCCAGAACAUCAUUGAGGUUGAGACGAUGUGGCAGAUAGUUGCAAUAAUCAGAC
Purpureocillium takamizusanense is the source of this 1734-nucleotide messenger RNA. RefSeq lists its product as uncharacterized. The record is from RefSeq and is a predicted model, not a curated record. NCBI's taxonomy places the organism in Eukaryota, Fungi, Ascomycota, Sordariomycetes, Hypocreales, Ophiocordycipitaceae. The transcript has 2 exons. Bases 50 to 1612 code for a protein of 520 amino acids.